AUGGCCACCAAGCCAUUCCAGCAUCUUCUUCAUGAUAAAAAACACGUCAUCCACGCCCCCGAAGAAACCUCCAAAGUCAAAGUCGAAAACUGCAUUGGAUUCGUCAAAGUCCCAGUCGGAAUCGCGGGACCAUUACUGGUCGACGGUCCCAAUGCCACAAAUGAGCAAGUCUACGCAACCCUAGCUACAACCGAGGCUACUCUAGUCGCUAGCUGUGCCCGAGGCUGCAAGGCUUUCAACGCCUGUGGAGGUCUCCAGUUCGACAUCCUCGGAGAGGGCAUGUCUCGGGCACCUGUGUUCAAAUUUCCAACCCCUCGACACGCUAUCAAAUUCGCCAAAAAAGUCCCUGAGCUACAGAGCCAAUUCACCACCGUCGCGGAGUCGACCAGCAGACACCUACGCCUUCAAAAGAUGGUUCCGCACAUCGUAGGGUCUAGCGUACACCUGAUCAUCAGUUACUACUGCGGCGACGCUUCCGGUCAGAACAUGGUGACGAUAGCGACACAGAAGGCCUGCCAGAUGCUGGUCUCUUCGCAAUGGGGUUCAGAGUAUGGAAUCGUCGGUUUCCAACUUGAUGGGAACAUGUCAUCUGAUAAAAAGCCGUCGUGGGGCAACGUCAAGAUGACUCGAGGUAUAGAGGUCAUGGCUUGGGGCACGCUUACCAAUUCCGCCUGCGAGAAGAUUCUCGGCACAUCGUCUUAUAACUUAUAUUCUACCCUUCUAACAGGUAAAGAAGGCGGCAUCCGCAACGGGCAAUUUGGCUGUAAUGCCAAUACGUCCAAUAUUAUUGCGGCUAUCUUCAUCGCGACGGGGCAAGAUGCUGCUUGCGUUGCGGAAGGGUGUUGGAGUCAUCUCGUUCCGGAGUAUGACUUUGAUACGAAAGAUUUGAAGAUCUCCCUGUACUUGCCUUCUUUGCCUGUUGGUGUGGUUGGUGGUGGAACAGCUUAUGAGACGCAGAAUGAGUGCCUCCAGAUUAUGAAGUGCUUAGGGCCAGGCAUGAAGGGGCGGUUUGCUGGGCUGAUUGCGUCUUUUGCGUUGGCGCUAGAUGUCAGUACUUGCAGUGCUGUUGCCAACCAUACUUUCUCGCAGAGCCAUCAAAGGUUGGCUCGUACAUCGCAGCAGCGAACACCGAAAUCCAACCUGUGA
Aspergillus oryzae RIB40 is the source of this 1146-nucleotide messenger RNA. RefSeq names its product hydroxymethylglutaryl-CoA reductase. Bases 1 to 1146 code for a protein of 381 amino acids. Gene Ontology annotation, biological process: coenzyme A metabolic process; isoprenoid biosynthetic process. Lineage: Eukaryota; Fungi; Ascomycota; Eurotiomycetes; Eurotiales; Aspergillaceae. Gene Ontology annotation, molecular function: hydroxymethylglutaryl-CoA reductase (NADPH) activity; protein binding. The transcript has a single exon. The record is from RefSeq and is a predicted model, not a curated record.